Molecule: messenger RNA, 999 nt
Organism: Myzus persicae (green peach aphid)
Lineage: Eukaryota; Metazoa; Arthropoda; Insecta; Hemiptera; Aphididae
Exons: 3
Coding region: 291-986 (231 amino acids)
Source: RefSeq, a predicted model, not a curated record
CAUGAAAAAGCACCGGACAUGCAACAGAGAACCGUAUUAUUAUUCAAUUGCCAGUUGUCGUAGGCGAUGUGAGAUUUCAAGACACUGAAACUGGAAUGUCAGACAUUCCCGCGUUUACAACGAGCCUCCAAGCCUUAUCAAAAAUCCUUAUCACUUCCUAAAUUGUUGUUUUGUAACCACCCAUGACACGUCGACAGGAGGAACUUUUUUAAGUAAUUUCAACAACAUUGUCGUCUCCAUCACAAUUCACAGUCUCACAUGCCUCCGAGUUUCACGAUAUCGAGUUUCCGAUGGCAGCUAGUAUAUAUUUUAAAAGUUCAAUUUUUAUCAUGAAACGCAAUGGCAAGUUUAAUAGUCCGGUCGAAGGAGUAAAAAUACAACAGGUGGAGAAAAAAGUUACUUUGACCAAGAAAAACAAUAGUGAAAUUAUGAUUAGGAAGCCAAGAAAUAGAACUAAGAAUUCCAAACCAGUCAAUGGCAGUGGCAGAAGUUUUCCAUCCUCUCUUAAUGUAAGGAAGCAUUCAGUCAAUAAAAGUGGUGAGAGCUCAAAUACAGAUCGUGGUAAGGGUAACAUCAAACGCACCAAUGCACAAACAGCCUUUACUGAAAAAGAUGACGUAGCGAUCGCUAUCAAAUUAGCAUCUUUUAUCAGGAAAGUAUUAGAAAAUGAAUUACCCAAAGAGAAGAUGGAAUGGCCACUAUUUUUAAUGAUUGAAUCCAGACAAUCGGUCAAAAUUUCUCAACAAGAUUUUCAAAACAUGGUAAUAAACAAAUCUGCUAAAAUCAUGGCCACCAAAUCAUAUUUUGCAAGACAAAUGGAUAAUUUAUCAAUUUGUGAAGAACAACAACAAUCAUAUUAUGAAAAAUAUGUACAAUUAUUAAAUCAUGUAAGUACUUUGAGUGCCGAACUGGAUCGUCUGAAUAGGAUGCCUCCCACUACUGUUAAACAUGUUAGAAGUGUUGGAACAAAUGUCAGUAUGCUGUAAACUAUAACUAUGC